Molecule: messenger RNA, 1881 nt
Organism: Macrosiphum euphorbiae (potato aphid)
Lineage: Eukaryota; Metazoa; Arthropoda; Insecta; Hemiptera; Aphididae
Source: the annotation of a GenBank genome assembly
AUGACCGUUAAUCUGGUCCAGGAGUUCGAAUACACGAGCAAGUUCAUUUCUUGCGUUUCCGUCAACAAUUCGUUCGUCUUCUCGACGGACAAUGGUCUGUUGAUCGUCGACAUCCAGUCAGACCUGUUCAGGCCGUCUGUGGACUACAAGGUAUUCAGGACGUCAAUCCCAUUCUCAAAAGAGAAACCGUUUGAAGAUAAAAACUUCAAUGAAAUACGUUUCCAAACACCAGUGGUGUGCCAAGAACACAAUUUGACAGUAUAUCCAAACAGUCGGAAUUGGCAUGUCAUUUAUAUGGGAAACAACAGCAAUAUAGUGUUUUUAGAAAAAAAUAAUAAUAAAUGGAUAGAAAAAUUAAGUGACAUACCACAAAAAUGGUUUUUAAUAGUAUCUAAGAAACCUUGUUUCUUAAUAGAUAAAAAGAAUCUUAGUAUUUUUAAAACUGAGAACCGAAUACUUUAUUAUUGCCGUGAAAAAGAAAAGUCGUUACAAAUUAAAAAUUUUGUUUUUACUCAUACCUUAAAACAUGAAAAUGAAACAGAAGUUUAUGGAACUAUUUGUUGUCAUUUAAAUAAUAUGUUGACAUUUUGGUCAACUUCAUCAGAAAAAUCAUUUUUUUUGAAAGAGUUUGAAUUUUAUACUGUUUCUAUAAAACAUAUUAAAUGGUUUCAGAUAUCAAGUGAAUUAUUUUGGUUAGUAGUUUCCUUGACAAAUGGUCAAGUUUAUGUUCAUGAAAUAUUGAACUACCCUAACGUGCACUGUACAUUUAUUUUGUGGCCGGACGAAGACUUUGCCUGUGUGAAAAACAUUCAAGUAGAAAGUAUUUCAAAUGAUAAAUGUCUCAUAUUUUUUACAAAAAUGUCAUUUGUAUUGGUGAUGUUGUAUUCAUUAUCCGAAAAACAAAUUUUAUCAACAAAAAAAGAAAUGAUUCCUAAAACUGCAAUUAUACCUGGUUUUACAAUUGUAUUAGAAAAAAAUUUAUUAAUACUAGUGACAGAUGUUGGUAAAUUUAUUUGUAUGUAUUUUUCUGCUAUAAAAUCAGAAGUAACGUAUACUUUAAAAAUAGUAAAUAAUAAUUUUAGUGAACAAGUACAAAACUAUACUUGUACAUCAGUAGUAUUUUCAAAAAAUGAGUGUAUAUGUGUUCUCACAUUUCAGUGCAACAUAGCCAAGUAUAGUAAAAAUGAUGGUCAUGUUAAAAAUAAAUUGUUAUUUUGUACUAUUCCUGAAAACUUAGUUGAACUUGAGAAAAAAAUUUUAUCAAUAAAUGAUUGUGAUUAUGAAAAUGUUAUUGAUUGUAUUGAGACUCUAAGGAUUAAUAGAAUGGACGACACAUUGGAUAAAGUGUGUCAGUUAGAUAGAAAAUCAUUAGACAAAUUAUCCAUCCAACAUCUUAAGUUUACUUAUUGGAAUAUAGCCUUCAAAAUUAAGAAAAAUGAACAUGAUGAAAAUGUUUUACAAGAGUUACAAAUGUUACUUCAUACACGUCAUAUAAUUAGUUAUUUUUCUAAUAAGAAAAAAAAAUUUAAAAAGGAGGACCAAUAUUAUUGUCGAACAAUGCUAUCCUAUUAUAUGAAUAAACUAUCAGUAGAAUAUGUCCAAGUUAAAGUGGAUGCUGCUAAUUUGAUUGGUUCUUUUACUGGUUCUAAACAUACUUACUUUUGCAACACAUGUAAACGGAUUUUGUUAUCAUUUACAGAUUUCAGAAUGUUUGUUUGUGAACAAGAACACAAAGAACUUAGAUGUCCUGUUACUUUAGGACCACUCGGUAUGCCAAGUUUAGUGUGUUCUAUGUGUUUUACCAUGGCUAAUGUUAAUGCAGAAAAUCAAAGUUGUGUUUGGUGUUUUGGAAAAUAUGUACCUAACAAACUACUAUUCUAA